Messenger RNA from Micropterus salmoides (largemouth bass), 1018 nucleotides. Its product is annotated as selection and upkeep of intraepithelial T-cells protein 1-like. Lineage: Eukaryota; Metazoa; Chordata; Actinopteri; Centrarchiformes; Centrarchidae. Bases 173 to 955 code for a protein of 260 amino acids. The transcript is spliced from 5 exons. The record is from RefSeq and is a predicted model, not a curated record.
GAGGGAAUGCUGCGUUCAAUGCAACUCGGAAACCCAGUUCCGACCGGUCUCGAACGCGGCAUAAGUUCCCUUAACCUCACCAAAAGCUAAAGAAACUCAUUUUAAAAUAUUAAGGUACUUUUGUAUAUUUGUCUGGCUCUCAGGUGUUUUUAUAGUUCACUUUGGAAAGUUCAUGGUUGGCUUUACCUGUUUUCCACUCUGGACUUUCGCUGUAUGUUUGAGUACGGCAGUGUGGGCGAAGCCUGUUGAAGGUCAGCCUCAGUUGAUCGGUUCAUCUCGGCCAAUCGUGGUCUCUCUGGGUGAUGACAUCAUCCUGCCGUGUCGUGUGGAGCCUCUGCUCAACGUGGAGGACCUGACGGUGGAGUGGUGGCGUCCCGACCUCCCGCGUGACCCCGAAGAUCCACUGAGUCCGUACAAGCAUGUUCACCGUUACCGUGACAACCACGAUGUAGAGGACAUGAAUAUGUCGUCAUACGCUGGGAGGACGACGCUGUUCAAAGACGAGCUGAAACACGGAAACGCUUCACUCAAGAUCCUCAACGUGAAGCUCUCUGACCAAGGAAGCUACAGAUGUUUCAUCCCACAGCUGGGGAGGGCUACGAUUAUUAGGAUUGUUGUCGAUCCAGACACUGUUAAAACCUGGACAACAGAGACGCCGCCGCUUCCCAGAAAUCUCCAAACUCCAGAUCCAAAGGUGGAGACGGAUGUUAAAGGUGGUCGAUCCCAUCAGGGCGUUUGGAUCCCAGCUGUGUGUCUUACUGUCCUGGGAGUCUGUGGUGGCGUCGCUGGAUAUGUGAUUAAACACAAGCCACAAAAACUAAAUAUCAGGGAUUCAGACCAGCAUCACCUCCAGCCAGAAGUGGAUCCACUGGAUCAGCAGGAGGGAGCUCUUCAUGAUGGACACAGAUUACCAUCAGAAGGAACAUUAACAAUGUUGAAGGAGACUUUAAACUAGCGACAGAGACAAUGAACUGAUUAGUAAAGUGUUUACUGAGGGAAUAUAUCAGUUGAGAAGUAG